CACGUGCCUUCGUGCAAUCACUGAUCUCAUCAUCUUACAGCAGCAUUGGCUGCAGUUUCUCUGUCGUGCCUCAAAGUGCACAUUGGAAUUUUUCAAUUGCGACGGGCAAGAAAGUGAAUUGAAAACAGCAAUCUCCGAAGCCUCCACUCGCUAUGCUUCAGUAGGUUCAUGGCGUAGAAAAGUGUGAAAAUUCCUAAAACGCCAUACACUUACAGGGGAGAAAGAAAUCGCACAAAGCAAAUCUAGCCGAGGGAAAUUCGGGCAGCUCUGGAAAGAAAGAGCGAUAUAGCACAUUCCGCUGUGUGGUAAAGCGAUAAGAUCGCUUCGAAAGUGCAUUAGGCUAUGGUACCACCAAAAUCCCUACAUUAGUUGCACAACCAGAGUAUGCGCAUCGUCUAUCGUAUGAUUUAUUAUGGUUGUUAAAGUACAGCAACGUUGCAUAAAAUGAAUCGUUUUGUCGGGGUGAGUUUACGGAGAUACAUUUCCGUUUGUAUUUCUGUUUUACAGGUGUAGUAAUCGGGUCCUUCAAUACUCUACGGGUAAUAUCCCCAACCGUGCGUUACUGUCGCAACCACACUGAUUAUAACGCUUCAGUAAUCGCGAGAGCCAUGAAUGAGAUUGCAACUUUGUUUUGAUUUCUUCCUCUAAAUAGUUAUUCACGCUUAUUUGUGUAAUACGAGCGCCAACAUAGCGUAUAACGAGCGCAAUAAACUCCGAUUUUGAAUGAAAGUUUGGCUGAUUUGUACAUGCAGUGCAGCGCCGUUUGCUUAAGCUAAUUUAUCCCCCUUAAAAUGAAUUACCUUUCGUUUUCCUAUUUCCACGUGGAAUUACUCACAUCGGUUACGAAAUCAAUAAGCCCAUUUGUAAUUGCGAAGGAACGCAAUGCUGGGUGCGCCAUAAGGAAAACAGCCACCAAUGCUUCCGAAUCAAAUGAUUCAUUAAAAUGAUAAAGAGCCUAUGGUAUAUCCAUUAAACAUUGAAAGAGACAAAGAGUUGUGCCUUGCUUAGUGUUAAGCAGCAAUUUACAAGGUUCGUCUCUUUUUAUAGAUAUCCUUCCAAAGGCAGAACUCGAGUUGCAUUGAUAUAUUAUAAUACUAUUGAUUAUGAUUAUAAUAUUGAUAAUUUUGGAAACGCUAUGCAAUGUUUUUCAAACUCUUAUACUUAAAAGUACACAUGCUUCGUCACCGCAACGUUUUUUUUAUGAAAGCUUUAUCUAUUUUGCUAUCAGACAAACCGACUGAUUAGAUAAACCAUUUAUCAGGCCAGGUAUUUUUUUUCUUCUUGCUUCUGUGAGUUGUCAUUGAAAGUCCCCAUAACAGGUGUAACACACCGUUGCACAAAUCCAUUUCGUCAGUAAAGAUUCUGAUGGUACUAGGAAAGGUAAGGAGAGUCUUCUGCAUUCUGACGAGAGACUUUAAAAGGUGCUGUGCGUAAGAAUUAUUACCUCGCAUUACCGGAAUACGAAGAAAGACAAACCGGAAGGUUGGGCAUCGACAACGGAGCAACCGGAGGGGGGCAGUGUUUCCGAUCCAUACCGAUCGAUCUGGGUGAGGCCUUUGAGGCUUAAUUCAAUUUGUGCCCAAUGUGCAAGGGAAGUGAAAACGCAGUUAGCAUAUUACUAACGAGCCACAAUCGUAUUCUGGCGAUGAUAGACUGUGUGUGUCAGUGCUCAUAAAGUGCUAUAAUAAAAGGUGUGAAAUCAUAUUGCUUGUUUCCGAACGUUUACCCAUUGUGUAUAAAGACAAUCUACAUUACUGCCGGUAUUAGAAACUCUUUAAUGCCGGGGUGUGGGUUUCACAUUGUAAUAAUUUUACCAUCAAACCGGUCGGUGGACGUAGUUUGUGCAAGUGUUAUCGAUCUUAUGAACAACAGUUGUACAUACAUCAAACUAUUCAAAGGAUAGUGAGGGGAUUUGCUGCACCAAUAACACCCGAUACCGCCAGCGACAGCCAUGUCUUUAACGGAUAAAGAGUACUAUAAUUUGAGUAUCAGCAUAUCAAAGGCGCUCAACAAUGUGGAAAUGCCAAUCAAGGGGAAGCACGUUCGUGCUGCAAUCAUCGGAACAUUUCACAGCAAUGGCGGCCAUGCGUUCUGGGCCAUUGCCAUUCGGCAACCGAUUCAAGACAAUCGAAUCGUCGCAUGGAAAUUCUGCCACUUGCUGCACAAGAUUCUGCGCGAAGGUCAUCCCCUGUGCUGCCAGAACUCUAUGCGCCAUCGUGGCAUGUUGCUAGAGGCCGGCAAAUUGUGGGGCCAUCUGAACGAUGGCUACGGCAUCUGCAUCAAGCAUUACACGAAGCUGCUCGUUACGAAGUUGGAGUUUCAUGAUCGCAACCCACGCAUCCCCGGUAGUCUGUCAUUACGCCAGGGAGAUCUGGAGAAGAUCGGCGAAGGUGAUAUUAACAUUUACUUCCAGUUGGCGGUUGAAAUAUUCGAUUAUCUGGAUGAUAUUGUAGCCCUGCAGGCCACAAUAUUCAAUUCCAUCACAACGUUUUGCGUGAGUUCCAUGACAUCGCCCGGUCAGUGUCGAUUGGCGCCGUUAAUCCCCUGCAUACAGGACUCGAAUCCGCUCUACGAUAUGCUAGUACGGGUCAUGUUCAAGCUGCACGCCAAUCUUCCAUCGGAUCUGCUGACGGGUCACCGACAGCGCUUCAAUACGCUUUUUCAUCAGCUCAGGCAGUUCUAUGGUCAAUCGCGUAGCCUGCAGUAUUUUGUCAAUCUGAUCACGGUACCAAAACUACCGGAAGCACCGCCCAACUUCCAGCAACAGAGUGACCUUGGCAAUUACCAGGCGCCGGUCGUUGUGAUGCCGGAUAGCGAUCCAACGGACAACGAGCCGGAACCAGUGGUUUCCAACUUAAUCGACACGGCUGAAGCUGCCCCACCGAUACCGGAGCUACCGCAACAUAACCACCAGCAUGAUAAUCACCAACAAUCCGUUAGCCAGUCGCCUGUUGUGCCGAUAGCACAGGUCAUUGAGCUGGAACGAUUGAUUCAAGAGCGAGACGAAUUGGUGCGUCAUUUGCAAACCGAAACGCAGCGAUUGUCGAAUCACGUCAAAGCGAUCACCUUGGAGCAGCGGGAUGUGCAAUCCCGGAUGGAGGAACAAAUCGGGGCUUUAAGGGCUCAACUAGCCCAACGCCAUGAUGAGGUAACGAAUUUACGCUUCCAGAAGGAAGAACUGGAAUUGCGCGCCCAAACUGCACCGUCGCUGGAACAACGAGCCCAAGCUGAGGAAGAACGAGCGAAAGCCAGUGAGGAAAAGUUCCAAAAACUUAAAACGAUGUACACGCAGAUCCGCGACGAACAUGUUAAUCUUCUGCGGCAGAUGAAGUUUGAUCAAUAUAGGAUCAAUUGCUACAGGCAGCAUGGCGAAAUAAGCAAACAACUGGUCACAUCCACCGAGGCAGCGACUGAAGCCAACAAAGCCAAAGCUGAGCUCCAACGGCAGCUGGAAGAGCUCCAGCAAAAACAGGCCCUUGUUCAGAAUGCAUUGCAGCAAAGCUCGAACGAUGCACGCCACGAACAGGAGGCUAUCAAUGAGCAGUUACAAACCAUGACCCAAAAGUGUGAAUCCUUGCAAAGUCGAUACGACGAAAUGGAGGCAUCACGGCAGGCCGAAAUCGCCGAGCUACGCAUUGGCGUGGAGCGACUGGAGACGGAAAUCCAGACAUUCCAGCAAGACCGCGAAACACUUUCAACGGAAAAGGGCAGUCUCGAGGAGCGUCUCGUCGAAAUACAGGGAGAAAAGGAUGAGCUAGCACUCAAGUAUCAAGAAUGCAUGUCUAAGAUUGAUGCUCUAGAGCUAAAGACUGAACACUACGCUAAGGAGGAAGCUUCCUUACAGCAAAGCGUUAGUGCAACUACACAGCGAACGGAAGAAUUGGCCGAACAAAUCGAACACCUUCGGAUGGAUAAAUGUGCAUUGGAACAAAAAUGUUCGGAUUUGCAAGCAGCCAAAGAAGCACAGGAAGAGGAAUUUAGACGUAACCAAGAGGCAGAUUUGCUUCGCUUCGACUCGAUGAAAACGGAAUUAAGCGAGCAGCUUACGGCUCUCGAAACGACCAAGGAGGCAAUUACCGAUGAGCGGCAGAAAACAUUGGAGCAGCUUUUACUGCUGCAAAAUGAAACAUCACAAAAGCAGACCGAAUUCGAAUCGCUGGUGACCGAUCUGAAGUCGGUGAUCGAGCAGAAGGACCACGAGUUGGAAGAGCUUAACACCAAACACCGAGAACUGGAGGAAAAGUAUCAGAGUCUAGAUGCAAAUAUGGAACGCUCAGUAGCAGAAAAGGAAGCAAUCGAGUCUGAUCUGCAAGAUUUACUACACCAACAGGAGGAAACGGAGCGAAGGUUACAGAGCGCCCAACUGAAAAUUGGCGAGCUAGAGACGGCACUCACCGAUAGCCGAAUCAGUGGUGACACUGCUCUACGUACCCUGCUGGAGGCCUGCAUUAAAUCAUCGGAAAAGCUGACGGUGCGAGCGCUUGGCGAAAAUGAGAUGCCAGGAGCUGGCGGUACGCCAACCUACUUUUUGAUGAUCGCUGAAGAGUUGCAGGAGGUAUUGACUAAGCUAAAAAUGGUACACGAAAACUAUCUGAAAGAUAACUCCACCAACGUUGAAUCGUUGGCGCGCAAAGUUAUCAUCGGAGCUCACUUACUGGCUUCAGCUCACGUGCAAGGCAUGACCAUCUGCAACAGAUCAGCGAACAUUGAAAGCGGCGAACGCAUAGCGGAAGAGAUUAAGAAGCUGGGCCAGUCUAUUACCAGCCUAUUUCAGGCGCUUCAAAAAACAAGUGAAUCCGAUGCCGUAAGCGAAAGGGUAACGGAUCUCAAAUCAAAGCUGGAACAAGUUACCACAAUGAUCGUCGAUCUUGGCAAGCAGACAGAUGGAACUGAGAAUUUGGGUGAUAUGGUCGAGUCUGAACUAUCCAGCAUGGAUAAGGCCAUUGAAGAGGCUGCGGCCCAGAUUCAGGAAAUGCUGUCGAAAUCGCGGGCUUCCGAUUCUGGCAUCAAAUUGGAGGUUAACGAGAAAAUUUUGGACGCUUGCACGAACCUCAUGCAAGCGAUUCGUAUUCUGGUGCAAAAGUCCCGCUUGCUGCAAUCAGAAAUCGUGUCGCUUGGCAAGGGUACUGCAUCGGCUAAAGAGUUCUACAAGCGCAACCACCAGUGGACCGAGGGUUUAAUUUCCGCAGCUAAAAGUGUGGCACAAGGGGCUAACUUCUUGGUAACCGCAGCGAACAAAACGGUAGCAGGAGGAGCGAAACAUCAACUGGAUUUGGUUGUGGCCGCACAGGAAAUCGCUGCUUGUACCGCUCAACUGGUCGUUGCUAGUCGUGUGAAAGCACCGCGCACCAGCUCUAACCUGACCGCUCUCGGUACUGCCUCGAAGAACGUAACACAGGCGACGGGCAUCGUGGUAGCAACUGCCAAAGAUUGCAGCCAACGGUUAGAAGAUUCGCAAGAUCUUGAUCUCGGUACACUGACGGUACAUCAAGCCAAAACGAAGGAGAUGGAAAUACAGGUGAAAGUACUCGAGCUCGAGCAGGCGCUCCAGGUUGAGCGCAUGCGUUUGGCUUCAUUCCGGAAGAAAAAUUAUCACCAACCGGCCGAAGAGUGAAUUCAUUUUUCGCCUCAGCACUAUCAGGCACUUUUCUAUGAUUUUGAGGAAAAAGUACAAGCAGAAAGAGUGGUUCUACACUACUGAUCAGUCUAUUUUUAUAUAAAUUGAGCUUCUGUUUUUUAAACAUCUCGGAACGCCAGUCAUUUUUUAAGUAAAACCUAACAGAGGCCUUUGGCAGGACCGUGCCCAUCGAUUGCGUUCCGCCGCGCUGCGAAAGCCAUGAGGCAUCCCCUAAUGCAUUGUAAUUGCGAAUACGUAAAACUAGCGCUGUUAAUUUAUUAAGUUUCUCCACGCGGCAUAAUGUUCCCCCGUGUGCUGCUGUUAAAAUGAUAGUUCAAUCAACAAAGGGAAUACAAUAAAAAUACAAAACCAAAUCCCAAAUCCUAUGAACAGGCGCAGGCUGUCUUGCGUGUUUAUUUUGAAUGC
This is a messenger RNA of Anopheles darlingi, 6043 nucleotides long. RefSeq names its product huntingtin-interacting protein 1 (gene Hip1). Gene Ontology annotation, cellular component: clathrin-coated vesicle; actin cortical patch. The transcript has 13 exons. Gene Ontology annotation, biological process: clathrin coat assembly; actin filament organization; endocytosis. The record is from RefSeq and is a predicted model, not a curated record. Lineage: Eukaryota; Metazoa; Arthropoda; Insecta; Diptera; Culicidae. Bases 1952 to 5614 code for a protein of 1220 amino acids. Gene Ontology annotation, molecular function: phosphatidylinositol-3,4-bisphosphate binding; phosphatidylinositol-3,5-bisphosphate binding; clathrin-cargo adaptor activity.